CGAGGGAGGCGAGCGGUACAUUGGAGAUUGCAGCGGGGCAGCGUCCACAUCAUCUCCGCUUUGCAUUGUUGCCCUAUCCCAUGUUAUCUCGGAGUGCAAGAAAACUACGUGAGGAAUAUGGUUACAAGCCGUGCUCCGCCUGCCUAGCAAUUCGUUUACAGCAGUAUUCCUCAUUUUAGCGACUUGGGGCUGGGUCGUAGCGUUUAAUCUCCAGAAAGUAGAGGAUAUUCUGCCUUUUUCUACUCCAUUGCAAAUAUCAGUCUCCUGGAGGAAGACGCUUCGUGAACAAGUUUAUAAAUGGUGGAGGCCGUUGUGGAGUUUGACUACCAGGCCCAGCACGAUGACGAGUUGACCAUCGCCGUCGGCGACAUCAUCAGCAACAUCAGGAAAGAUGAAGGGGGCUGGUGGGAGGGCGAGGUGGCCGGCCGCAGGGGCCUGUUCCCAGACAACUUCGUCAGGGAGAUUAAGAAGGAGGUGAGGAAGGACGUGAGUCUGGCUUCUCAGACGACCGGGCUGAAGUCUGACAUGUCCAAUGGCAGCGCCAGCCCUGCAUCAGAGUCCAGCCUCCGGCCAGCCAAGAAAGGCGAGGCCAUACGGAAAAGACGCUGCAAAGCCGCUUUUAGCUACAUGCCACAGAACGACGACGAGCUGGAACUGAAGAUCGGAGACGUCAUCGAGGUGCUAUGUGAGGUGGAGGAGGGAUGGUGGGAGGGCUACCUGAAUGGCCGGACAGGCAUGUUCCCCUCCAACUUCACCAAAGGGCUGACGGCCGACGAUGAGGACCCGGCCACCCCGCCGGAGGACACCCGCAGCACGCGGACCAGUGUUAAGGACAGCACAGGCUCAGAGAGCGAUGGUGGAGACAGCAGUAGCGUGCGAUCCGAUGGGGGCAGCAUGGCCUCCAGCACGGAGAUACAGCCCAAGAAGGUGCGCGGUUUUGGUUUCGGGGACAUCUUCAAAGAUCAGCCCAUUAAGCUCCGCCCCCGCUCCAUGGACAUGGAGAAUGAGCUGGAGAAGCAACAGACAGCGAAAAAAGCAGCCCCAGCUGUUGCCCAGGAAACCAUGAAGACAGAGCCUGACAGCAAGAGUAAAGGAAAGGAAUUCUGCAAAGUGCUAUUCCAAUAUGAUGCCCAAAAUGAGGAUGAACUGUCAAUCAAAGAGGGAGACAUUGUUACUAUUAUUAGUAAGGAAUGCGCUGAUGCUGGCUGGUGGCUAGGGGAGCUGAACGGUAAACAGGGUGUGUUUCCUGACAACUUUGUGAAGCUGUUCAUUCCAGAGACAGAGAAAGAGAGGCCUAAGAAGCCGCCUCCCCCAGCAGCUCCAGCUACUAAGCACAUUACAGAUAAAAAGCCAGAGGUUAGAAAGGUGCCCCCCGAGCGUCCGGAGUCUCUCCCUCAGAGAACGGAGGAGAAAGGUGAGGAGAUAAAGUUGGCAGAGAUCCAGAAGCCAGCCCUGCCUGCCGUGCCUCCAAAGAAGCCUUUGCCCCCGAAAAACAACAACUCCCUGAGCCGCCCCUCCUCCCUGCCACCCAAACGUCCCGAGAGGCCCGAACGACCCGCCAUGCCCAACAUCCAGGGUGACAGUCCCGGUUUCACUCAAGAUCGGCCUCAUUCCAACAAACCUGAUGACAUAGAUGUGGACGACUUCGACUCCAUCAUCUCCUCCACAGAGAAACUCAACCACCCCACGGCAUCCAGGCCCCGCGUGAUGGACCGCCGACCGCGCUCGCAGAUCUUCGCAUCCUCCUCUCUAUCCAGUCCUGAUCUCUUGGAGUCAUCCUCUCUGGAAGAGGAGAAAAGAGAGAGGGAGAAGGGGAAAGAGGAGCAGGACUCUUUUACUCCCAAAUCACUUGACAGUUCCAGAAAGAUGUCCAAGGCAGUGCCUGUCAUAACGACCCCUGAUAAGUCCUCCCUGCCUCCAAAGCCCUUGACCCACUCCGUGUCUUCCGGCCCCGGCGGGGCCUCCCUCCUCCCGGCCCAGGCCGGCAGCGCCACCCUGAGGCCCCACUCCCCCUCCAUGGAGGGCAGGGGGAAGGGCGAGCAGGGCUCCCCCACGCUGGAUGAGCUGAGGGCGCAGCUCCGAGACCUGCGGGCGACCGUCGAGCUGAUGAAGAGCCAGCACAAGCAAGAGAUGAAGCAGUUAGUGAGAGAGCUGGACGAGGAGAAGAAGAUCCGUUUGUCCCUGCAGAUGGAUGUAGAACACAUAAAGAAACUCUUAUCCAAAUGAAUGCACUCAAGCUGGAUGUACAACCCCCAACAUUUUGGUUGAAGUUCAAACCCGAGCCGGAGCCAAACUAAUUUGUGCCAAAAGAAAAAUGAAUGAUGACACCCAAGAACAACAGCAUAGAGAAAACAAGAAACUGUUUUCCCCUCUUCCAACGUCACCCCUUUCGUUUGUCUGAUGUUAUUUUAUUUUAUUAGGCUUUUUAUGUAAUGCAUGGACUAAGUGCAACCGCGCCCAGACCUAAGUACCUGGUCGUAACUUAACCCUGGUCAUGUGACAGGCGAUGGCUUUGGCCAUGGUGAAGGGCUAGCAGUCUGCAGAAACUGUUAAUAUUGGUGAGUUUCCAGUCACCCUGAUGGUUUGGUAGCACUGCUUUUGAUGGAAAAACUCAGCACAUUAGCAAAAAUGAGGUGAAGCUGGUUCAUUGGACUUCCGCACGGUUCACCUUAAGUUCUUUUAGUUUGCCUCACCGUUGUUGCUUUUUCUCAUUAUUCUUGUGGGCGUGUCUAAUUGCGCCCCUCAUGCUAUUACCACGGCAUCCCCACACCGAGGCCUUGUCUGUUUGGAGUAUUCUAAACUCAUUUCUUCUCUUUCUGUCUUGUCAGUGAUGACAAUGAGAAAACUCACGUUUUGUUUUCCUGAUGCUGUUUCUUCUUUUGAGAAAGUCUAUAUAUACUUUUAUAUUUUAAUGUACUAAAAAUGCAUUUAUGUGUGCAAAUUUUAUUAAAAAAAAAAAAAAAAAGA
Electrophorus electricus (electric eel) is the source of this 2967-nucleotide messenger RNA. Its product is annotated as SH3-domain kinase binding protein 1. Gene Ontology annotation, molecular function: protein binding. Gene Ontology annotation, biological process: actin filament organization; cell migration. NCBI's taxonomy places the organism in Eukaryota, Metazoa, Chordata, Actinopteri, Gymnotiformes, Gymnotidae. The record is from RefSeq and is a predicted model, not a curated record.